Chanos chanos (milkfish) is the source of this 2043-nucleotide messenger RNA. It is a transcript of the gene prkcab, whose product is annotated as protein kinase C, alpha, b. Gene Ontology annotation, biological process: protein phosphorylation. The record is from RefSeq and is a predicted model, not a curated record. The coding region runs from base 1 to 2043 and encodes 680 amino acids. The transcript has 18 exons. Lineage: Eukaryota; Metazoa; Chordata; Actinopteri; Gonorynchiformes; Chanidae. Gene Ontology annotation, molecular function: zinc ion binding; ATP binding; diacylglycerol-dependent serine/threonine kinase activity.
AUGGCUGAUCUAAUACAUUUUAAUGAUUCUUCAGCUGGGGUUGCGAACCGAUUUGCCCGAAAAGGUGCUCUGCGGCAGAAAAACGUGCAUGAAGUUAAGAAUCAUAAAUUUAUUGCCAGGUUUUUUAAGCAGCCGACAUUCUGUAGUCACUGCACAGACUUCAUCUGGGGUUUUGGGAAACAAGGAUUCCAAUGCCAAGUCUGCUGUUUUGUGGUCCACAAAAGGUGCCAUGAAUUUGUCUCAUUCUCCUGCCCUGGGGCAGACAAGGGGCCAGACACAGACGACCCAAGGAGUAAACACAAGUUUAAGAUCCACACAUAUGGCAGCCCCACCUUUUGUGACCACUGCGGUUCUCUGCUCUACGGACUCAUUCACCAAGGAAUGAAGUGUGACACCUGUGACAUGAAUGUGCACAAGCAGUGUGUGAUGAACGUGCCAAGUCUGUGUGGAACAGACCACACAGAGCGCAGAGGACGGCUCUUCCUCAAGAUUGAGGUCAACGGAGACAGACUCCAUGUGACAGUGGGUGAGGCCAGAAACCUCAUUCCUAUGGACCCCAAUGGACUGUCAGACCCAUAUGUCAAACUAAAACUCAUCCCCGACCCCAAGAACGAGACCAAGCAGAAGACCAGAACCAUCCGCUCCUCUCUAAACCCCACCUGGAAUGAGUCUUUCACGUUCAAACUAAAGGCGUCAGACAAAGACCGACGACUGUCGGUGGAGGUUUGGGACUGGGACCGGACCACCAGGAAUGACUUCAUGGGCUCAAUGUCGUUUGGUGUGUCCGAACUGAUCAAAGCACCCGUGUGUGGCUGGUAUAAGAUGUUAAACCAAGAGGAGGGUGAGUACUAUAAUGUACCCAUUCCAGACGUGGAUGACAUCAACCUGGAACUCCGACAGAAGUUUGAGGCCUGCCAACUUAAUAUCCACUUCCUCAAGAAAGCCAAGUUAGGCCCGGGGAAGAAAGUCAUUACUCCAUCAGACCACCGGCGUUUCAGCCUGCCCUCCAAUAACCUGGACAGGGUUCGACUCAGCGACUUCCACUUCCUGGCUCUGCUGGGCAAAGGCAGUUUCGGCAAGGUGAUGCUGGCAGAGAUGAAGUCCACUGAGGAGCUGUAUGCCAUAAAGAUCCUGAAGAAGGACGUGGUGAUCCAGGAUGAUGAUGUGGAGUGCACCAUGGUGGAGAAGAGAGUGUUGGCCCUAAGAGACAAACCCCCCUUCCUCACCCAGCUCCACUCCUGCUUCCAGACUGUGGACCGACUCUACUUUGUAAUGGAGUAUAUAAAUGGAGGAGAUCUCAUGUACCACAUUCAGCAAGUGGGAAAGUUUAAGGAGCCACAGGCUGUGUUUUACGCUGCAGAGAUUGCUGCUGGUUUGUUCUUCUUACACAGAAAAGGAAUCAUAUACAGAGAUCUGAAGCUGGAUAAUGUCAUGCUGGAUUCUGAAGGCCAUAUAAAGAUCGCAGACUUUGGCAUGUGCAAAGAGGGGAUGUACGAGGGCAUGACCACGCGCACCUUCUGUGGGACCCCAGAUUACAUAGCUCCUGAGAUCAUCGCUUACCAGCCAUAUGGCAAGUCUGUGGACUGGUGGGCGUAUGGCGUUCUCCUCUACGAGAUGUUGGCAGGUCAGCCUCCGUUUGAUGGUGAGGAUGAAGAUGAGCUUUUCCAGUCUAUAAUGGAACACAAUGUGUCGUAUCCUAAAUCCAUGUCCAAAGAAGCUGUGUCCAUCUGCAAGGGGCUGAUGACUAAGCACCCUUCUAAACGGUUGGGCUGUGGUCCAGAGGGUGAGAGGGACAUCAGAGAUCAAGCUUUCUUCCGUCGGAUCGACUGGGAGAGACUCCAGAACCGCGAGAUUCAGCCACCAUUCAAACCCAAAGUGUGCGGGAAAGGAGCGGAAAACUUCGAUAAGUUCUUCACACGUACGCAGCCCAUGUUAACGCCCCCAGACCAACUGGUUAUCGCCAACAUUGACCAGAGCGAAUUUGCCGGCUUCUCCUUCGUCAACCCUCAAUUCCUUCACCCCUCUCUACACAGCGUGGUAUGA